CGCCUGCGCUCUGGCGGCCUACUCCCGCAGCCCUGGGCAGAGAGGCAGGGAGGAUGCCUGACUUCUCGCCGCCUCGUUCCCGGCUCGACAACGCAUGCGCAGAGGCGCCUCCUGAGCGCCCUGACAGCCGGGGCGGGCGAGCCGGGAGCCAGGCGACCAGCAAAAAGGAAGCGCCGGACCGGCAUGGAGGGCCAGGGGGCCGGAGGGGAAGACCCGCCGGGGAAGGGCACCCCCAGGCGGGGUGGCAGCGGCGGGGGGCGUCCCUCGGAGGAGGAGAGUAAAAAUAAGCCCAAGCUGAAUCUACAGAUAAAAACUUUGGCAGAUGAUGUGAGGGACAGAUUAACUAGUUUUAGGAAAUCUGGAGUCAAAAAGGAGAGACUUCUUAUCCAGCACCCCAUCGACUCACAGGCCUCUAUAAUUGAAUUGCCAGUGCCUCAACCACUGUUUGAUGAACGAUCAAUGAAUUUAUCGGAAAAAGAAGUUAUGGACCUCUUUGAGAAAAUGAUGGAAGACAUGAAUCUAAAUGAAGAACGAAAAGCUCCUUUACGGAAUAAAGAUUUGACCACAAAACGUGAAAUGGUUGUCCAGUACAUUUCCGCAACUGCCAAAUCUAUAAUUGGAAGUAAAGUUCCGGGUGGCCUGAAAAACAGUAAACACGAGUGCACAUUGUCGUCGCAGGAAUAUGUCCACGAACUACGAUCAGGUAUCUCAGAAGAAAAACUUCUCAACUGCUUAGAAUCUCUGCGGGUGUCUCUGACAAGCAAUCCAGUAAGUUGGGUUAACAAUUUUGGACAUGAAGGUCUUGGGCUUCUCCUGGAUGUCCUUGAAAAACUUCUUGAUAAGAGACAGCAAGAAAGUAUUGACAAGAAAAAUCAGCAUAAGCUUAUACAGUGCCUCAAAGCGUUUAUGAAUAAUAAGUAUGGACUACAAAGAAUACUGGGAGAUGACCGAAGCCUUCUCUUACUGGCCAGAACAAUUGACCCAAAGCAACCAAACAUGAUGACUGAAACAGUGAAAAUACUCUCUGCCAUUUGUAUUGUGGGAGAAGAAAACAUGCUCGACAAAAUUUUAGGAGCUAUAACAAUUGCAGCUGAGAGAAAUAACGGAGAACGAUUUGCUAACAUAGUGGAGGGGCUUGAAAAUCACGAAGCUCUGCAAUUACAGGUUGCAUGCAUGCAGUUCAUAAACGCCCUUGUCACUUCUCCAGAAGAGCUUGAUUUUAGGGUACAUUUGAGAAAUGAAUUCCUGCGCUGCGGGCUAAAGAAAAUAUUACCAGACCUAAAAGAGAAGGAGAAUGAAGAACUUGAUAUUCAGUUGAAAGUAUUUGAUGAAAACAAAGAGGAAGACUUAAUUGAAUUGGCCCAUCGUCUCAAUGACAUCAAAGUGGAAAUGGAUGAUGUGAAUGAAGUUUACCACUUGUUGUAUAAUAUGUUGAGAGAAACAACAUCAGAAAACUACUUCCUAUCAAUUUUACAACAUUUUUUACUCAUUAGGAAUGAUUAUUAUGUACGCCCUCAAUAUUACAAGAUAAUAGAAGAAUGUGUUUCACAGAUAGUGUUGCACUGUAGUGGUAUGGAUCCUGACUUCAAAUGUAGAGGAAGAUUGGAUGUAGACUUCACACAUCUUGUGGACAGCUGUGUGAACAAAGCAAAAGUUGAAGAAAGUGAGCAAAAAGCUGCUGAUUUUUCCAAAAAGUUUGAUGAAGAAUUCACAGCUCGGCAAGAAGCCCAGGCUGAGCUUCAAAUACGAGAGGAGAAAAUCCGACAACUUGAAGCUGAAAUCCAGCAGUUGCGAACCCAGGGUUCUGUAUCUUCAGGUGGUAGUGAUCCUCCUCCUCCUCCUCCACCCCCACCCCCUCCUCCCUUGCCAGGUGGUAUGGUUCCUGUUGCCCCUCCUCCUCCUCCUCUACCACCACCACUACCCGGAUGUGGAGCACCUUCAGGCCCUCCACCGCCACCACCUCCUCCUCCUCCUCCUAUGUUUGGUGGCCCACCACCACCACCACCACCUUUUGGUGGCAUCCCUUCUGUAGUAACUGCACCAGUGCUGCCUUUUGGGAUGAAGCCAAAGAAGAAGUACAGCCUGGAUGUAACUAUGAAGAGAAUCAACUGGAUAAAGGUUGAACCACACGAAAUACAGGAACACUGUUUUUGGGUAAAAGCUAAGGAUGAAAAAUUUGAAAAUCCAGAUCUGUUUGCCAAACUGGCGCUCACUUUUGCUACACAGAAGAAGGAGGACAAGACUGUGGAGAAUGUGGAGGAAAAGAAGAUAAUAAUGCCCAAGAAGAAAGUUAAAGAAUUGAGAAUAUUGGAUGGGAAGACUGCCCAAAAUUUGUCUAUUUUCCUGGGAUCUUUCCGCAUGCCUUACGAAGAAAUAAAACACAUUAUAUUAGAAGUAGAUGAAGCAAAACUGAGUGAAGCAUUAAUUCAGAACUUGGUUAAGAAUCUCCCUGAACAAAAAGAACUUAAUGCCUUAGCUGAACUGAAGAAUGAAUAUGAUGAUCUCUGUGAGUCAGAGCAGUUUGGAGUUGUGAUGAGCUCAGUGAAACUGCUGCAGCCUCGUCUCAACGGGAUCCUUUUCAAGCUCACGUUUGAAGAGCACAUCAACAACAUCAAGCCUGGCAUCAUGGCUGUCACAAUCGCGUGUGAGGAGCUGAAGAAGAGUGAAAGCUUCACUAAGCUUUUAGAACUUGUGCUGAUGAUUGGGAACUACAUGAAUUCCGGCUCAAGAAAUGCCCAAUCGCUGGGUUUUAAUAUCAGUUUCCUUUGCAAGAUUAGAGACACAAAAUCAUUUGAUCAAAAAACAACCCUGCUGCAUUUCCUGGCCGAUAUUUGUGAAGAGAAAUAUCAAGACAUCUUAAAAUUCCCUGAUGAACUUGAACAUGUAGAAAGUGCCAGCAAAGGGAAGACAUUGGCGCCAGCUGAACUGGAAAUAAUCUUUCACUGGAAAUCAGUUUCAGCUCAAAGUCUUAAAAGCAAUCUUGAUUCCAUGGGACACCAGAUACAGCGUUUGGAAAAUGACAUCAAGAAAUUCCCCAAAAUAGAAGAUCCUUAUGAUAAAUUCGUUGAAAAAAUGAUCAGUUUUGCCAAGAGUGCCAAAGAACAAUACGAAAAGUUAUCAAACAUGCAUAACAACAUGAUAAAGCUGUAUGAUAAUUUGGGAGACUAUUAUACUUUUGAUUCCAAAUCUGUCACCGUUGAGGAAUUCUUUGGAGACCUUAGUACAUUCCGGACAUUGUUUUUGGAAGCGUUGAAGGAGAACCAUAAAAGGAGAGAAAUGGAGGAAAAGACCAAGAGAGCCAAACUUGCCAAAGAGAAAGCAGAACGCGAAAAAUUGGAGAGGCAGAAGAAGAAAAAGCAGCUGAUUGACAUGAACAAAGAAGGGGAUGAGACAGGAGUGAUGGAUAAUCUGUUGGAAGCACUGCAGUCUGGGGAAGCGUUCAGGGAUCGCAGAAAACGGAUGCCAAGGCCUCAAGAUAACCGAAAAGUCAUGUUAGAAAGGUCCCGUUCCCGUCAGAACGGAACGAUCACAGCGGUAUGAUUCACCCCAUGCCAAAGAACUCCUAUUUUGUUUACUUCACACGGAGAACAUGAGGUAAACGGAGCGUCAAGAGGAACCGUGAGCAGAAAUCCAACUUAAAACCUGAAGAAUAAAAUAUUUUUUACAAACGUUCCUGUAUAGAAGAGAGAGAAAAACAACUUUGUGUAUAUUACGAAGAAAAACUUCAAGAGCUAAAAGCAGUGUUAUAAAACAGCUCUAUUCCUUCUUUUUUCCCCUUUUUAGUAUUGCCAUCGUGAACGGGCAACCAAGAAUGCAGAUAUGAAUUAGGGAGUUAUUUGCAGCUCUCACAAAUGAUGGGAAUGAUAAUUUUUCGGUUUAAAUUAACAGCAUCAAAAGAUCAGGUCAGCGAUUCAGUUUUAAUUCUUACUUUGACAUAAAAGGAAAAAAAAUCAGCAUAUUAAUGAAUUUAGAUGAACUGAUAUAGCAGAUAAGACACUGUCUUUUGCAAAUACAAGGGAACAGUAUGCUGUCAAUUUUUCUCAAUUCACAUUGCAGGUUUUCAGUAGAAUGAAUUCAGCUCUUUUGAGUUUCAAUCAAAACUUCAUUACAACUCUUCAGCCUUAGUGGUAGAAAGAUAUUUAUAGCUGCUUUAAGCAAGAUCGUAGGGUUGAACCAAAGUUAGAUUCAUGAUUUGCAAAUUUAACUAAAGAAGGAUUUUUAAAUUGGGCACUUAUAUAAACUUUACAUCUACAGUUUGAGGGGAAAAAAUCUUAACAAUGUUGAGAUUUCCAGUUUACUUGUUUUAUUUUUGUUUAAUAUUUUAGGGUUUAAAUCUAUCAAUGAGUAAGGAAUCAGAAUUAGCUUCCUUUGGUUUACUUCAACAAAUUUUACACAGUCUUUGGGCUAGCAUAAUCUUAAUGAAGAAAGAGACUAGAAAAACACCUGAGCACUACUCACAAGCAUAUCACUCCCUUAUGUAUUUCAACUAUUUUAUCCUUUAUGGCAAUUCUCACCGAUAAGUUUACAGAAGUAACUUUGAUGGACUUUGGAGGUGGCAAAGGAAGGCUGAUAUUACCAUUUUAAGUGUUAUUUGAAACUCAGGCAAACCAGCAACAAAAACAUCACACCACUACUAAGAUUCCUAAAUUGUCGUCUACCGUGUACAUCACUUGUUUACAUUAAUGCAUGAAGUUUCCAUUUUAAUUUUCUGAAGACUCAUAGAACAGUGGUCUCCAUCCUUGGCCACUUUAAGACCUGUGGACUUUAAUUUCCAGAAUUCUCCAGCCAGCAGAGCUGGCUGGGGAAUUCUGGGAGUUGAAGUUCACAAGUCUUAAAGUGGCCAAGGUUGAAAACCUCUGCCAUAGAACAUCAAUCACAAAAAAGUGUAUUAGAUACCUAUCUUAAUCAAAAUAGAGCUGGAAGGGACCUGAGGUCUUCCAGUCCAGCCCCCUGCUCAAGCAGGAUUCCUUCUACCAUUUAGCAAGUACGUAGGUCUUCCUUGUAGAGAGAUUCUAAAUAAAUUCUAUUCUUAAUUUUCCUAUUAGAGAAAGAAAAAAAGUGACUUACACUAUUGCCUACUCUUGUUCCAAAGAACACAGGGCAAGUUGAAGAACGGGAUUUAUCUUCUUAUAGAUGUUAACCACUUACAGUAGACAACUGACCUAAGAUGUCCUUGUAAGCUUUCCAGCUAAACAAGGAGGUCAAGCUUCUCUGAGGAGGUUGCAAUCUCUAAGUUCAAAACCUAUACCUCCAUAGGUACUUUAUUAUCCAGCAAAUUUGGAGUUGUUUACAGAUUCAGCUUUAUAUGGAACCAGUACCUUGAGGGCUUACUUAUAUCUAGCAUAACGUUCAAAAACUCUUACUAAUUUCACAGGGAACUGAUACGAUCUGUUGUUUUGUAGGAAUAGAAUGUCAACUAGGCAAAGAGUAUCCUUGACAUAUUGCUACAGAUGUUUCCAACAAUCAUUAAUAGUUUUACUAAACGACGAAGCAUUCGGAAAUUAUCUCCGUAAGAAUUUAUAAAUAAGCAUAAAGCAAUUGUCAGUUUUAUUUCUCUAGCAUAUAAGUUGAGGCUCAAAAAUUUGUUUAAAGUCAAAAUGAUAACUCAUGUGAACGGCCAAAGUGUUUUCUGGUGUAUAGCAUUUACACAUGAUACAUUGAAACUCAAAGAUGACAUAAGUCAUUUUCUAGUAGUUGAAAGCCAAAAUCUUCAUGCAAAUAUCAGAGCAUCUUAAACAUAACCUUAACAUGUUACAGAUUUUUUUUAUGACCAUUACUGAUUAUGGCUGUAUUAUUUUUCAUUUUCUGACAUUUUGCUGGUGAGUCAACCGGUAAUUUGCAAUGAGAGAUUUUUAGAGAACAAAAAUCUAAAAAGAAGCAAAUGCAGAAUAUCAUCUAAACAUGUUCUGGUACUUUCUCAGUUUCCUCAGCCCACUCACUCUGUUGGAAUAUUUUUAUGUAAAUUAAAAACAUGUACCUUAAUAAAGCAAAGAGAAAAUUA
Crotalus tigris (Tiger rattlesnake) is the source of this 6001-nucleotide messenger RNA. It is a transcript of the gene DIAPH2, whose product is annotated as diaphanous related formin 2. Gene Ontology annotation, molecular function: actin binding; microtubule binding; small GTPase binding. The record is from RefSeq and is a predicted model, not a curated record. The transcript is spliced from 29 exons. Gene Ontology annotation, cellular component: cytoplasm; actin filament. Bases 184 to 3540 code for a protein of 1118 amino acids. Lineage: Eukaryota; Metazoa; Chordata; Lepidosauria; Squamata; Viperidae. Gene Ontology annotation, biological process: actin cytoskeleton organization; actin filament polymerization.